AGACGUCUUAAAUGGGCAGCCUCUCUUCGUUGAUGUAAACGCGACGUGUUCUCCUUCAAUUUCUUCCUUCAUCAUUGAUAUGGCCGACACGCGCCCCACACACGUACGGACUGGCUCCAUUGCACGAUCGCGCAAGGGCAGCGCCCCUUCGACGCCACCACGAGUUCAAGUGCGCCUUCCCGCCCACCACCAGCAGCUUCGAUCCAAGUUCUCCUGGACAAAUUCAAGCUUGCACUCGACGACGAGCCCGCUGGAUCAGCGCUUGGUCAAUGACUUUGCCUCACCGCCUUGCUCCUCCUUCUCGCCGGCGAGCAGGCAGAAGAAGAUGAUGGGGGCCUCCGCCACUCCUAGUCCAGACCACCGCCUCGCUGCACUCCCACCUGUCGACGCACACUUCAAAGGAUGGGACUUCCAUAUUGCGAAGCAUGGGCAGGACAACAGCAGCAGCAGCAACAACAAGCUAGCAAGAAGCACAAGCUCCCGCACGGCUCAGGAGAUGAUCUCGCCCAAGAGCAAGCCAAUCCCAUCCUUCAUCCGGAGACAUCCUCAUCGCCCAUCGACAGCGGUCCACCGGCCCAAUCACGGCGGCUCAUCCGACGACGAAGAGGAGGAAGAGCUUGCCUCACCAGUCCGCAAUACUUUCGGAGGCGCAGCGAGACGCUUCCUGCAGAAGGCCAAGGGUCAUGGGCGCAGCUUUUCGAGCGAUCAUGUCAAUGCGAUGUCGCUCCAGAAGGUGUCCAUGAUACCCUUCUCCUCUGGAAGCAGUGAGCAUGACGACUCUCCACCCGCUCUGCACUACGGCUCCGAGGCUAGCUCAACUUCGAUGGAGAGCCUCCUCUCAACAAGUCACGUCUCUACGUCUUCGCUCGGCGCACCCAUUCACAUUCCCGAGCGAAGACGAGGUCGCAAGGGGUCGCUUGGUAGCUCUGUAGCUCCUGCACUCUCACACCUCUUCGGCCUGGGGAUCUCUGAGAAAGACGAACCCCUCACCACGCCUCGUCCAGCACCCGUCCCCUCAGCUUCAUCCGAUACACACCGCCCACGGGGCCAUCAGCGCGUGGAUUCAAUAUCUCGUGGCGUACCUCGCGAGGCUGCCGAACAGGCGGGCAAUUCCAUCCAGAUGCUUCCGGAGGCGCUUCAGUCGCACCCGCCCAGAAACGGCAUCGUCGUGCUAGCCACCGAACAACUUGGGCUGCGCAAGGCUACGUCGCUGAAGUACGACCCGAGCAGGCGGCCCAAGCAUCCACCCACGCCGCCUAGGCAGUGCGUGAAGGCGCUGCCCUCUUUGCAGUCGGGCGAUGUCGCUCAACUCAACGUCAACUCGACAGGCUCCGCAGCACAACACAAGACGGCGCAUGACUGCUCAGUCACUGGCCUGACCACAACUGCCGUCGCCGAUAGCACGAUCAGCAAACGGCUUCAAGGGCAUCGACGCUCGGAGUCUACUCCCAUGCCCGCUGUAGACGAGCCAGCCAGCGUGGAAGACUUGCACAGGGAUGCCCUCGUCGCUCUGACCUUUGAGUCACAGCAGCGUGACCGGGAGAUUGUGGCGCCGCUAAGUGUAGUCAAGACGAGGAAAACUGUGAUGGUGAAGCCGCCGGUCAAGGAGGAGGCGAAGAAGGACGCUGCCGUUGCUGCGGGUAGCGAAGAGGCGAAUACCGAUCUCCCAAGCACUAGCAAAGAGAACUCCUCCACAUCUUCGAUCCUCUCAAUCAGUACCGACGAAAACCAUAGCAGUCCCGCUCGCCCUCGCAAGACCGCCGCAGACCACGAAAAGUGGGAGAGCGGCGCCACCACCAGGCAAUGGUCUUCGAUGCUUCAAGACGAGACGCACCGUCGUCGCAGACCUCGGAGGGCGGGUACUGGUAGCUCGGAUGCGAGUGAGAGACAAGUAACACUGCCCGCAGUAAAGGGCCCGGCACCGACAGAUGCGCUGCCUGCUUUGCCUGAUAGUAAGGGUGCGGUGCGAGAGGCAAUAGUCGUGCAGCGGCGCCCCCUCAAGCCUUUGCUGCUAGCGGCACGACACCCUGUCAGCCAAGUCGAUCGCGCCGAAGAUCGUCCAGAAGUAGACGGAGACUGCUCUCCGCCACACUUCCCUCUCCCGCCCAAGCUCGACCUGGACCUGAGCGGCGGGACGAUCAAAAUGUGGCGGCAAGGCCAUCAGCCUGGUAGCAGCAACAGUGGAGGGAGCACGGCUACGCUAAGACGAGGAAGAACGCCGCGCUCUGGUCGAGGGAUGACGCCCGUUAGCGCUGCAAUCAAGACAGAAAGUAACGCAAAGGACACCCUUCAAGACCUUGUCGAGUCAUUCGACAUCGAAGGCGCGGAUGUGGAACAGGAGAUCGUUGAGGAGCCGCAGUCGGCAGAGCCUCACGAAGGGGAAGAAGACCGACCAGAGAGCAGAGCUUCGAGUGCGACUUCCUCUCGUAGCGGAGAUCUGCCCAGUGCAGGCAGCUCGGCGCAAUACGCUCGCUGGCCCCCACUUCAACGUCCCAGGCCCACACCUACUUCGCUGCCAACCUCGGUCAAGCCCUACGAGGAUGUCAGUGGUGAGGCCACGCCUGCGCAGGGAAGCAUAUGUCUUCCGGCCGCGACGGCCGACGAGGCGAAGGAGGAGCCGAAUCAGCAAGGGUGCACAUCCCCUACCUCGCCUGACUGUGACGGACGAGAUCCUUGGAAUCUCGAUACUCUCCGUCUCGACCUGGAUAUAGACGAGGCGGACCUUCGUCUCUCUUGCGACGAUGACAUCUCUUCGUACACACGCUCGUCGCCCCCCUCGGCUGCCGUCUCCAUGACCUCAGACGGCAGCGCCUAUUCUCUUCCCUCCGAAGGGGCCGGUAGGAGUGGAAUCUUUCAGUACGAGCUUGCAUCGAGCACGCUGACUAGUCGAGCGGUCAGUGGGAUCGAGGUGGGUGAAGAGGCGAGUGGGUCGACGUGGAAUAUGAAGGUGCCGAUGAGGCAGACACGACCUGCUAGUAGCAUGUACGGUGGGGAAGAAUUGGAUCUCGAGGGAUUGUUGGAGGGGGCUCUUUUGGGUGAGGAGGAGGCAGCGUGAUCAGAACUUGCAUAAAGGAGAAGUGAUUAAGUGCUCGUACGAUCGCUUCAUUCCUGCUGUGCGUCAUUGAAAUAGUGGAUAGAUUUGCGAUUCGCAGCGAUUCGCAGUGGUCCGCCUUGUGAUCAAC
Jaminaea rosea is the source of this 3182-nucleotide messenger RNA. RefSeq lists its product as hypothetical. The transcript has 2 exons. The record is from RefSeq and is a predicted model, not a curated record. Bases 80 to 3055 code for a protein of 991 amino acids. Lineage: Eukaryota; Fungi; Basidiomycota; Exobasidiomycetes; Microstromatales.